Messenger RNA from Drosophila hydei, 801 nucleotides. RefSeq lists its product as uncharacterized. NCBI's taxonomy places the organism in Eukaryota, Metazoa, Arthropoda, Insecta, Diptera, Drosophilidae. The record is from RefSeq and is a predicted model, not a curated record. The transcript has 2 exons. The coding region runs from base 1 to 801 and encodes 266 amino acids.
AUGACGCCGUCGCGCAGCUUUGACAAUGGCAUUGAAAUUGCCAACAGCAACAGCAACAACAACAAGAUCUGGAGUCCCUCGCUUGGCUGCAGUCGACUGCACGAAUUAGAUAACAAUGACCUGCUGCUGCCAUCACCAGCAUCGGCAUCAGCGUCAUCUUCAGGCAGCAACUUUGCUACUCAGAAUUGUCCACAGGAAGCAGCCAAUAUAGCAGUAAAAGCUGCUCAGGUGGCAACAGCUGCAAAUGACGCCCAAUCGAACGCAGCCGAAUGUGCGGCCAAAGCGGUGCGCAUCCACCUGGCCGAGAAGGCAGUCCAAGCGUCGCGUGCCGUUCAAGCUGUGCUCGAGGGCAAACGUUCGCAGCUCGAGAAUAUUGAACGGGAGCUGCACACCGCCCAGAAUCUCCUGACCAAGCUGGGCAACUCGCUGCAGCGUAGCGAACAGAAUGCGCAAAGAUCCGAUUCUGCUGCCAAAUUGGCCGAGGCGCAUUGCAAUAAGCUCUGCGAACUCGUUCAGCUAAUGGGCGGCAACGUGGCCGAUGUGAAUGCGAUGAAUGAACAGGCCCAAGCCGACUACAAUGAGAAGCGGCAAAUGCUGAUGGCCGCCAAAGUGCGAGCCGAUCGCAUCCAAAAGGAUAUCACCUGUGCUCGCGACGAGUAUCAGCAGGUGAAAAUGGCUGCCUACCAAGCGGCCUGUGCUGCGGUCGAGGCCAAGCAGAAGGCGGCCAAUGCUGCAGCAAUUGAUGACAGCGCGCUGAGACCUGGGCUGCUGCGUCUUCGUCGACAGCAGCGUCAGCAUUGA